GUUGACAUUUGUCAGGCCAGUUUUGGGUCGUACAUCGACCUUAAAUAAGCACCUGGGCACGCGGGCAGCCGCACGGCUCCCGGCGACGGCCCUCCGGUGGCAGGGGCAGCUCCUGGGCAGCACUGACGGCCCUCACAAAUGGUGUACCAGCCCGAGGCGUCCGCGGCGGCGGCGGCGCGCCGCCGACGGAGCCAGCGGCGCGUGGGCUUCGCGGACCAGCCGCCGCCGUCGCCCGACCCGACCUUCCCACCGCCGGCGCUCGAGAUUGACGAGACCGACGCGGUCAGCGCCAUCGAUGAUGGCCCGCUCCGGGCGCCCGAAGGCGAGCAGCUCGAGAUCCAGAUCGACAAGGCACAGACACCAAAAGUGUCAAAGCAGCACAUCGCCUUCGGGCGGGUCGUGAGGGAGCGGCAAGCGGUAGAUGCCUACGUGCCGCCGCCGAAAUCGCUGACGUUGGACCCAACCACCGGCGCGCCCAUCUUUAGAUCACCUGCGUCAAAAAAGAAGUACGGCUGGACCAGGACACCGAAACAGACGCCCACCAAAGUAAGAAGGAAGGUGAAAAGGGUGAUGGAUUCGCUGCCUCCACCACCUUCCGUGUCGAAGUACGUCGACCGAGCACCAGAUGAAGAAUCGGUCAUCCGGCCGAGUGACUUCGAGAGCUUCGGUUCGCCGCCUCCAAAAGCGCCGCCGGUCUUCCUCACGGAACCCGACGAGCCGCGAAGCCCACUGUCUCCGGUGGAAAACACGUUCCCGACGGGCUGCUCGGGCUCGGCCGUCGAGGCCGUGCGGGCGAAGAAGGAGCGGUUGCAAAGGGAAGCGGUCCAGGCGAAGCUCGACAAAGUAGCGGAGCGGAAGCUGCGGUUCGUCCGCGAAAAGCGGUGGAAGAAAUGGCUCGUGGCGGUGGUGAGUGGACGGGCGGCGAUGGAGCUCGCGAAUCGAUUUCUGUUGAAGUGUAUCCAAGAAGAGGACGCGCGAUUGCAUGAAGACGCGCAAAGGACGUUAAGUAGGUUCUACCGCUCGAUAACAAGAAGGCGCCGGCUCCACGCCGCCGCGACUUUAUUAAAGGCGCGGAGUUUAAAUGUUACGAUCAAAAUACGGGUCUGGAAGAAGCGCUUCGCGUCGCGCAAGCUCCAGCGGUUCCUCAAGGAGACGGCCUGGGCGAUUCGCAUCCGCACCGCGCGCCGAAAAUAUUUUAGGGCGGUCCGGCUGUUCCAGCGGCUCUUCCGCGAUUACGGAGCGUGCACGCGCGCGCGGAAGCUGGCGAUGCGCCGCGUCUGGGACGCCUGCGAAGGCAAGGCGGAGGAGACCUUCGCGACGAAGCUGAAGCAAGCGGCGGAGGCGGCGGCGGCGCGCGCGAAGGAGCACCCCGCGACGUUCGCCGAGGAGGUCUCGAUGACGGCGGGUCCCGACCCCGAGAUCCGCGACGCCCGGCAGCGCGCCGCGGCCUGGCGCCGGCGCAAGGCCGAGCUCGUGAAGGCCGCCCAGGAGAAGCGGCGGCGGAAGCAGCGCGACGAGGUACCGACGCGGCGUCCAUUUCCCGCCAGCACGCCAUCGCCGCGACGCGUCGAUAACGCGCAGGCCAUCGCCAAGGACGAGAAAACCUGGAACCGGACGGACGCGAAGUUCGCGGCCCUCCUCGCGAAGACGACGGGUCGUCAGACUCGCAGGCGCCGUAGGACCGCGCCCGUGGCUGCCUUCGCGCCCGUUCCCGUGGCUGCCAGGAACGCCGCGUUUUCGGAAAUUAUCAGAGAUCGCCGGCGCGCGCACGGCAAGCGGUACGCCUCGAAGACCAUCCGCGACGAUUACAGGGGCACGUCGAAGGAGUUCACGAUGGAGGAGGCGUUCAACCUGCUGGGCAAGCCGCUGCCCGCGGCCGAGGCGGUGCGGAAAGCGCACGAGUGGCCGCCCGUGGCCUUUUUCGUUGGAUUACGGAAGGAGGUGCGUCGUCGCUACGCCGCCGCGCGGGCGAGCGAAGAUUCGCUCGCUCUUGCAAGACGGAAGGCGGAGCCGGUGGUGGCGUUUGAGGUGUAAGACUACUAAGACUA
Pelagomonas calceolata is the source of this 2048-nucleotide messenger RNA. Lineage: Eukaryota; Pelagophyceae; Pelagomonadales; Pelagomonadaceae. The record is from the annotation of a GenBank genome assembly.